This is a messenger RNA of Epithele typhae, 723 nucleotides long. RefSeq lists its product as uncharacterized. The record is from RefSeq and is a predicted model, not a curated record. The transcript has 3 exons. NCBI's taxonomy places the organism in Eukaryota, Fungi, Basidiomycota, Agaricomycetes, Polyporales, Epitheliaceae. The coding region runs from base 1 to 723 and encodes 240 amino acids.
AUGGAGUCACUUCCCCCGGAGGUACUUGGCGCCAUCUUCGCUCUCGCUUGCACCGACGGCGGCUUCACAGGCUGCUCCCUUGCCCUUGUCUCGACGCGCGUCCGAGAUGUUGUGCGCUCCAACCGGUUCCACUCUGUCCAGCUCAACGUAGCCACGGAUCGCGACCGCCUCCAAGCAUUUCUAGCUUGCUUCAAGGCGGAGAUGGAGCGCACCUCUCAGUCUCAACCACGCGUACGCCAUCUCUUCCUCACGUCCGGCCGACGUAGUGAGGGAUUCCAUGGGAGCUUCGGCGCACAGCCGUCGACAAUCGAGCGCGAGCGCGCCGAGGAGCAAGCCUUCCGCGCCCAGGUGCUCGAGCUCUUCGCGCUCAUCGCCAAGGACCUCUAUACCCUCACCUGUGCCAGGAUCGCGGGCCAUUGGUGGUACCGUCUUUCGCUUCCGUGCGAGAUCGGGACGAUCGAGUUCCCGCUCUUGCGAGAGCUCACCUGCGACGUUGACGUUUCUUUGUGCCCCCCGCUUCCACGGCUGCGCAGGGUGCGUGUCGCGGGCGACGUCAGCUCUCAAAACCUCCUCGCGUGGGCGACGCGCGCCCCUGGCCUCACGCACGUCUGGUUGGACUGCAUUCCGUCCGGGCCGCGCGGUAUAGAGGUCGUCGAAACCGCGAGGACGAUUACGACGGCCGGUCACGGUUCAGGCGCGAAGAACACACCCGCGCUGACCUAG